CUGGAUUGGGAAAAUUUGUGAGAUAGAAAUAAAGUCGGUGGUGUCAGUGAAGGUGCUUUUGUCGGUGUCGUUAUAACUAGGAAGUUGCCUCUGUUCUUAGAGAAGUGUAUUAGCUGCUCUGUGCACUCCAAGCCAGACAAGAACGUCGCAAAGAUGGCCCACAAGCUCAAAGAUAAGCUGGAGGACAAAAUCGACCAUCUCAGCCAUACGCUAAAAGAAAGCCACUUCGAGAAGACGAAGGCGGAGGCAUUCCAUCUCAAGCAUAAGAUCGGCAAACUAGGAAACGUAUUCAAUCCAAACCAUCGCCAUGACGAGGAGCAUGAGAAGAGAACAGACCAGAAGCGAAGUUCCAUAGCGGAAUCCCACCGUUUUCAGUCCUUUGCGCCUGAACACGAAGGCAACAAGGUCAAGUGGUAUGUCGAUGCACGCGACUACCUCUGGGCUGUUUCUGUAGCACUUGAGAGAGCCACAGAGACCAUCUACAUUGCGGAUUGGUGGCUCUCUCCUGAACUGUUCCUCCGACGGCCGCCGUAUUUCAACCAGGAAUGGAGGCUCGACCAGGUGCUCAAACGGAGAGCAGAGGCAGGAGUCAAGAUCUAUGUGAUCGUCUACAAGGAAGUCCAACAGGCCCUGACCUGUAAUUCAGCCCAUACCAAGCAUGCGCUGCGCCAACUUUGUCCCAAAGGGAGCCCAGGUUACGGAAAUAUCAAAGUGCUCCGCCAUCCAGACCACAAUGUCUUUGAAAACCUGGGCGAUAUGACUUUCUAUUGGGCCCACCAUGAGAAAUUCAUUGUGAUCGACUACGCGCUGGCCUUUAUCGGAGGUAUCGACCUUUGUUUCGGUAGAUGGGACACUAAUGGACAUGCCCUGGCGGAUGUGCAUCCGUCUGGCAUCCAGGACGAAAUAUUCCCUGGACAGGAUUUCAACAACAACCGCAUCCUUGAUUUCCAGAGUGUAGAGGAUUGGCAGAAUAACGAACUUAGCAAGACCGAAUACGGCCGAAUGCCGUGGCACGACGUGGCCAUGGCGGUCAUUGGAGAUUGUGUCUAUGAUAUUGCGGAGCACUUUGUCCUGCGCUGGAACCUGGUGAAGCGGGACAAAUACAAGCGUUCUCACGACGUCGACUGGCUCAUGCUUGAAGGGCGCACUGGUGAGGAUGAAGACCUCGUGGGAAUCCAGCGCCCGUCAUACCCCUGUGGAGAUUAUGUCCAGCAUCCGCUGUCACCGCUGAGUACCAAACCACGAGCCAUGCAAGGAUCGGUUCAUGCUCAAGUUGUCCGUAGCAGCGCCGACUGGAGUAGCGGGAUCCUCACCGAACACAGCAUUCAGAAUGCAUACAUUGAGGCGAUCCGCAAUGCGCAGCACUACGUUUACAUUGAGAACCAGUUCUUCAUUACGGCUACUGGAGACAAACAGGCACCCAUAAACAACAGGAUCGGAAGUGCCAUCGUCGAUGCUUGCGUCCGGGCUGCAAAAGAAGGGAGGAAAUUCAGAGUGAUUAUUAUCAUCCCAGCUAUUCCUGGUUUCGCGGGUGAUCUACGGGACAGUGCUGCGACAGGCACCCGUGCAAUCAUGGAUUACCAGUAUAAGUCAAUAUGCCGCGGCGAACACUCGAUUAUGGGGCGCAUUGCUGCCCAAGGAGUCGAUCCCAGACAGCACAUAUUCCUCUUCAACCUCCGUUCUUAUGACCGCAUCAAUAAGACGCCAGCUCUUGUUGAUCUAGAGGAGAAAGCUGGGGUUAGAUACCAAGACCUUCAGCGCGCUGAAGCGGAACAGAUCAUGAGCGAAAGUAUACAUCCUGCAGUUGGCGAGGAAGCUGAUGUCCAUGAGAAGAGCUAUGCUACUGGAGAUGAGGAGAAACAAAAACGUAUCGAUCAGCUGCGAAGAUUCGAAGAGCAGCGACGGAAGGCUGGGCAUCAUGGCGAAUCGAGCAGUCCAGACACAAUCUCGCAGACGGCAAUGCUCAAUGGCGGAAAGGUCUCUGAGCAGUUUUGGGAAGGUGAUCCCGAAGGAGAGAAGGAAAACUACAUCCAGGAAGAACUCUAUGUCCAUGGGAAAGUGUGCAUUAUCGACGACAGACUUGUCAUUUGUGGUAGCGCCAACAUUAACGACAGGUCCCAGCUAGGCUAUCAUGACAGCGAACUGGCCAUAGUAAUGGAAGACAGGGAAAUGCUUGAUAGUACCAUGGAUGGCAAGCCCUACAAGGCUGCCCGACUUGCAGCCACUCUCCGACGGCGGCUUUGGCGCGAGCAUCUUGGCCUGCUGCCUGCUCAAAGCUUUAACGCUGAGAAUGACCCAAAUGCUCUGCCCCCCAACGAUUGCAUGAACGAAAACGACGAGGGACCCGAGUAUGAAUUUGUCAAGGACCCUCUGGAUGACGACCUCUGGGAUACCUGGACCGGACGAGCAACUACCAACACGGAAGUCUUCCGCCUGCUCUUCCGCGCUGAUCCAGACGAUAACAUCAAGACAUUCAAUGACUAUGACUAUUUCUCCCCACGGGGUUAUAUCAAGCAAGGCCAUCUGCAUGACCCGUUCUUGCCAAUUAAGUUCGUUAAGGAACAACUGGAGAGGAUCAAGGGUCAUCUAGUCUGGAUGCCUCUCGAUUUUCUGAAGGAUGUAAAUAUGGCUGAGCCCGGCAUGUCUGUGAAUCAGUUCACAGAGAGUAUCUACACAUGAUCAAUUCAUUGGACACCUGUCAUUUGCGUCCUGUUCUGAAUGUAUAAUGAGAGCUUUUCCAUUUUACUCUACAUGAUUCACCCAGUCAGCAUUAGUGAUGCACAUGCUAUGGUAAUUAAUACAAACUAGCUAUCUUUUAAUUUCCCAUUUGAUUAUUUUGCUAUGUCUUUAUAUAAUGU
Messenger RNA from Paecilomyces variotii, 2858 nucleotides. RefSeq lists its product as hypothetical. Gene Ontology annotation, molecular function: D-type glycerophospholipase activity. The record is from RefSeq and is a predicted model, not a curated record. Gene Ontology annotation, biological process: cell motility; phosphatidic acid biosynthetic process; intracellular signal transduction. Bases 154 to 2679 code for a protein of 841 amino acids. Lineage: Eukaryota; Fungi; Ascomycota; Eurotiomycetes; Eurotiales; Thermoascaceae. The transcript is spliced from 7 exons.